Lolium perenne is the source of this 418-nucleotide messenger RNA. RefSeq lists its product as uncharacterized. The record is from RefSeq and is a predicted model, not a curated record. Gene Ontology annotation, biological process: transposition. Lineage: Eukaryota; Viridiplantae; Streptophyta; Magnoliopsida; Poales; Poaceae.
CAGUGGGGAGGACGGUGGGGAGGACGGUGGGGAGGACGGUGGGGAGGACCUCGAGGAGGAUGAGGGGCUGGGGGGUAUGCCGCAGGAGCUAGACCCGACCCUAGUUUGGUCUCCGCCGGUGGAGGAGGUGUACGUUGCAGCCGAGGAGAGGCUGGAACCACGGGACAAGAAGCCGUAUAGGCGCGGGAUUACGAAACUCCCCAAGCUAAAAACUUGGGCCUUCCGCGAUGUUGUUCUCGUGCCCGCUGGAAAGAGCAUGUUCAAGUAUGGCGACCCGAGGAGGAAGCCGACACGUGAGUACCCGAACAUCCUUGGAGGCAUAAUUAGGAAGCAUUUCCACUGGGAUUGUCAAUCUCCCUACUGGUGGCCGCGACGUGGCUUGGACUUGGAAGCACUACGGCUACGCGGAAGAUCCUAG